This is a messenger RNA of Ipomoea nil (Japanese morning glory), 3801 nucleotides long. RefSeq lists its product as uncharacterized. The record is from RefSeq and is a predicted model, not a curated record. Bases 1 to 3801 code for a protein of 1266 amino acids. NCBI's taxonomy places the organism in Eukaryota, Viridiplantae, Streptophyta, Magnoliopsida, Solanales, Convolvulaceae. Gene Ontology annotation, molecular function: nucleic acid binding; RNA-DNA hybrid ribonuclease activity. The transcript is spliced from 5 exons.
AUGCCCAUGCAAGGGUAUCCUUUCACGUGGAAGAAGAGGGAAGGAACGGAGAACUGGUCGGAGGAAAGGCUGGAUAAGGUGCUUGUUACUGAAACUUGGCGGAAUUUGAAUGCACAGGCCAGUGUGUUAAACUUGAUGACACGUAGGUCUGACCACUCAGCAUUGUUUCUGGGGAUCCGGGAUGACAUAAGAGGAGGGGGACGGAGAGCGAAGAGUUUCAGGUUUGAGAUGUCUUGGCUACAUGAUGAGGGGUGUAGGGAGGUGGUGGAGGGAACAUGGGAGGAGGGGAGGAAUAUGGGAAUGCAGGACUAUUUACAGUUAUGUUGGAGAAGGCUCACGAGCUGGGGUGGGGACCUGUUCCAUAAGUUUGGGGAGCAGAUUAAGCGGUUACGGAAGGAACAGGAUUCUUUGAGAGGAAGGCGGGAUUUGGCUUCAUUGGCUGAAUUUCGUCGUCUGGAGGCCGAACUGUGUAGACUAGAGGCAAUGGAUGACUCAUUCUGGAAACAAAGGGCAAAGCAGCACUGUCUGCAAGGGGCAGAUGCAAACACCAGUUUCUUUCACAGGUAUGCUUCUGACCGUAGAAAGAAAAAUACUAUGAAUAGAAUAAAAUCUGUUGAUGGGGUGUGGGUUGAUGGAAAUGCAAUGAAUCAAACUGUAAUGGACUAUUUUAAUGGGGUGUUCAGUUCGGGUAACCCCCCGGACGAGGCCCACACUUUAUUUGCCAUGAUACAGCCACGUGUGACACAGGCUCAGAAUGAGACCCUUCUUUCCCCUUUUACUUGUGAGGAGGUAAAAAAUGCAUUGUUUGCUAUGUUCUCUGAUAAGUCCCCAGGGCCGGAUGGAAUGAAUCCAGGUUUUUACCAACACUUCUGGGAUGUGGUGGUGGGGGGGGGGGGGGGGUGCGAUGUUUCUGCCUUUAUUAUUAACUGCUUGAGUACUAGUUCUUUCCCGGAGGGACUGAAUAAUACGAAUGUCGUCCUGAUUCCAAAGAAGAAGUCGCCCGAAUAUGUAACUGAUCUAAGGCCAAUUGCGUUGAGUAAUGUGGUAUACAGGGUAAUGGCGAAAAUGAUAGCAAAUAGAAUGAAGCCUUUAAUGGAGGGGCUGAUUUCUGAUUCCCAAAGUGCAUUCAUACCGGAUAGACUGAUAACAGAUAAUAUACUAUUAGCUGCGGAGGAUGGAAUGGGUUUUCUGCGAAAGAUGUUAACAGCGUUGGGAUUUAAUGUGAGGUGGAUUGAUUUGAUAAUGUAUUGCGUCACUACGGUCUCGUAUGAAUUCUUAAUUAAUGGUCUCCCGUCGGGCCAGCAGGCGCAGCAGCAAGGCAAAAUAUAUGGGUGCAGAGUAGCCAAGGGAGCACCACCAAUAUCUCACUUAUUUUUUGCAGAUGAUAGUUUGCUUUUCUUUAAAGAAAAUGUUGAUGAGGCCGGGGAGGUGAAGCGGUGUCUAAUGGAAUAUGAAACCUUAUCUGGUCAGGCGGUAAAUUAUCACAAGUCCAGUGUGUGUUUCAGUAAAAAUACUACGGAAGAAUGUAGGGAUCAGGUGGCGCAGUUAUUAGGGGUCCCAAAAGCAAUCAAUUUUGGUAAGUAUCUGGGCCUGCCUUCUUUUAUUGGCAGGAGGAAGAGGGCAGUAUUGUCAUACAUUGAGGAUAAGAUAAAGCAGAGAAUAGUAUGUCUAGCAAUUCAGAGGGCGAUGAAUAAAUAUUGGUGGGGAUCCGGAGUGGACUGCCGUAUUCACUGGAAAGCAUGGGACAAGUUGUGUGUCCCGAAGAAAUAUGGAGGAUUGGGUUUCAAGGACCUACGAGCCUUUAAUCUAGCAAUGUUGGGUAAGCAGGGGUGGAGAUUUCUUGUAAAGCCUGAGUCACUGGUGGCCAGGGUUUACAAGGCAAGAUACUAUCCAGGAACAUCUUUUGAGGAGGCAGCUUUGGGGAAUAAUCCUAGCUUUUGUUGGCGGAGUAUAUUUGUAGCCCAUAGUUUAAUUUGUGGUGGUAUAAGGCGGAGGAUUGGGGAUGGAAAUAAUACUUUAAUAUGGGGACAUCCAUGGCUACUUGAUGGCCCUAAUCCAAUGAUACAAACUGAUAUGCCCCAAGAAUUAGCAGGUUCAAAAGUGGUGGUUUUGAUUGACCAGGAUACUGGAACCUUGGAUCCUCAUAUACUUAGGGACUUAUUCAUGGAUGAUGAUGCGGUACGAAUUAACCGAAUACCUAUAUGCCCAGAUUACUCAGACACGUGGUAUUGGCAGGGGGACCCAAAUGGAAAUUACACGGUUAAGGGGGGAUACAGGCUUGUUGUUGUAAAUUAUGAACACAGGGAUGGAGGUUUUAGUGACUGGCUCCGUAUAUGGAAGAUGAAAGUCCCACCUAAAUGGAAAUUAUUUUUAUGGAAGGCUUUGAGUGAUGUUCUCCCCACCACAACUAAUCUUAUAAUGAAAAGAGUGGAAAUUGAUCCAGUUUGUUCAAUGUGCACUACUCAUCAUGAAUAUGCAAUGCAUGCCCUAGUAUCUUGUGUCUUCUCGCAAGCAGUUUGGCGGGAAUCUUCAUUACCUAUUAUGCAUGUUAUGGCUGAUUCCUUUGAGGCUUGGUUUCUUGAGAUUAUGAAAAUACUCACCUCUAACCAACUUGUUAUGGCAGCAGCGAUCCUCUACUACAUAUGGCGGGCGAGAAACCAGGCAGUAUGGGAACACACCUUACCAAUGCCCAAACGGGUUGUGCAUGCAGCGACAACCGCAUGGCAGGCGUGGUCCUCGGUUCACGGAGGAAUAGCAGCAGUAAAUCCGCCGGUUGCUGCUGCCACUGUCGGAGACGGACUGCCCAGGGCAUAUGUGGACGCCGGUUAUCAUGCGUCAACUGGAAGGGCGACGGCGGGAGCAGUGGUAUUAUCAAGCGAAGGAGAAUUCAUGGCGAGUUUCAAUAUGCAACUACCCGAUUGCCUAUCCCCGUUAAUGGCAGAAGCUUUAGCAUGUAAGGAGGCAUUGUCAUGGUUGAAGGACAAAGGGAUACUCUCGUUAAGAGAUGAUUAUGGGUCUAUUGUUCCAGCCAUCAGAGUACAAAAGUCAGGACUUACCUAUGUUGAUCUCAACAACAUUCUUUCUGAUCAUGAACGUGCGCUUAAGCAUUUCGAAGAGCAACGUCAAUCAUUGUUGGUGACUGCUAAUGUCACACAAAAGUAUAAUUCAUCAACCUCCAACCGUGAUUCCAUGCAAAAUAAUCGUGAUACUUCGCAAAAUCGUGGUCAAGGAAAUUACAGAUACAUGCGUGGAAAUGGAAACAGAUCCAAUAAUGGAGGUUAUCGCCAAAAUUUAAUUUGUCACUUUUGUAAUUUUCAGGGCCAUGAAACUAAAUUCUGUAGGAAGCUUGCCAGAUUCUUUCGUGACCACAAUGUGUUCGAGGCUCCUCAAUCUCAGACUUAUGCCUCGGGACCUUCUAUUAAUUCUUCUGUAAGUGGUAUGCCACCAUCUCAGUCAUGGCUUUUUGAUAACGGAGCAUCUCACCAUUCGACGACUAGUCCUAUGUCGUUACCGACAUUCACUGUGUCCAGUGGACCUGACCAAGUGAACCUCGGUGAUGGUAAUUCUUUAUCUAUAACUCAUACUAGUAGCACAAUUUUACCAACUCCUUCUACAGAUCUUUCUCUUACCAAUGUUCUUUGUGUUCCAAAGUUACGUCGUAAUCUAGUUUCGGUUGCCAAACUCUGUCAAACUGAUAAUGUUUCAGUUGAAUUCUUUCAUUUUUCUUUUAGUGUCAAGGAUCUUCACACGGGGGGUGUGCCUAAUGCAGGGAAAAAAAUAUCAAUGAUGUUUACAUCUUAG